Molecule: messenger RNA, 2001 nt
Organism: Chenopodium quinoa (quinoa)
Lineage: Eukaryota; Viridiplantae; Streptophyta; Magnoliopsida; Caryophyllales; Amaranthaceae
Product: ribokinase-like
Exons: 13
Coding region: 643-1785 (380 amino acids)
Molecular function (GO): kinase activity
Source: RefSeq, a predicted model, not a curated record
GACAAAUAUUCUUUAAUUUUAUGACAAUUUUGUUUGUUUGCAACGUCUAAAGAUAGAGACGAGGAAAAGUGUUUACAAAUAGGGGUUGGUAUUAAGGAAGGGAAAACCAAAUUGUUAUGCUAAGGGCUUGUUUGACAUUGUUUUUUGUUUUUAGUUUUCUAUUUUUUAUGAAUACCAACAACAUGAUACAAGAAAAAAGUGUUUCUACUUUUUUUGUUGUCGGUUUUCUAAAUUAUCAGGAUUUUAAUAAGUUUGACCAAUUUUUUUACUCAUUAUGACACAUAUAUUAUUUUGAAAAUCAAAAACCAAAAAACAGAAAACCAUAACAAUGCUAAACAAAGCCUAAGUCAUUUGUUUAAAAGUAUCAAUUGUAGCUACCUCUAAUGUACCUUAUCAGAAAUUUAGUUUUUUAAUUGACCGAAAAGUUAACUUAAUUAAAUUUUCGAAUUCAAAAUAGUUUAGCACCUUGCCUAUUCAGCAAUAGUUUAGGUGGCCAUCCGUAGCCGUGUAAACGAAUAGGAGUCAACUGGGAAUCAAUAGCAAGUCCAUCAUCAUCCUCAUUCACAGUCAAUCUACACUCUGUCUGUAAACUAAAAAUUUCCAAAAAAUGCUGUCAACUUCCAAUUUCAUCUCUCCCCAACAAUGAUCAUGAUGUCUGCUCAUUCUUCAAAUUCUCCGCUUCCUGAUGAUCGCAUCGUCGUGGGGUGUGGGGGUGCAACAAUGGACUAUCUGUUAAUGGUGGAUGGCUUCCCUAAGCCUGAUGAAAAGAUCAAAGGCACUUCCUCCAAGGUUCAAGGGGGCGGCAAUGUUGGCAAUGCUUUGACUUGUGCUGCUCGUCUGGGCUUACGACCUAGAAUAAUUGCCAAGGUUGCUGAAGAUGCUGAGGGAAGAGGCAUACUAGAAGAGCUUGAAGCUGAUGGUGUGGAUACUUCUUUUAUUGUGGUUUCUGAGGAAGGUCGUUCAAUGUACAGUUAUGUGAUUGUUGACAGUAAGAUGAAAACCCGGACUGCUAUAUACUAUCCAGGAUAUCCUCCCAUGAUACCUACUGACUUUUCUGGCUCUAGUUUAUCUUCUGCUUUAAAUGGUGCCAACCUUGUAUAUUUUGAUGGACUUUCACUAAAAACGGCUUCAGCUGUUGCAAGAGAGGCACGUCGUAGAGGUAUACCAAUUCUGGUUGAUGCAGAAAUGGGAGAGGAAGGGUUUGAUAAACUUUUAAAAAUGUCAGACUAUGCUGUUUGCUCAGCAAAAUAUCCUCAGGCUUGGACAAAUGCACCAUCUAUGGCAACUGCACUUGUUUCUAUGCUAAUAAGAUUGCCAUUGUUGAAAUUUGUGAUUGUUACCCUUGGUGAAGAGGGGUGCAUAAUGCUACAGAGAAGUCAUAAAGCAGAUGAUGCUCAGUUAGAAGAAAUGAAUGCGGACCAAUGUUUAGCUUCAUUAAACAAGAAAAAAGACAGCCAUAAAAGUUAUCCAACAUGUAUUUCAUCGUCAGUUUUAAAGCUGGAAGCACCUGGACUUGGAACACUCAGUGGAAGGUUGCUAGUUGGAACAGCUGAGAGAAUACCACACUUGGAGCUAGUUGAUACAACGGGAGCUGGUGACGCUUUCAUUGGAGCAGUUCUUUAUGCUUUGUGUACAGAUAUGCUCCCGGAGAACAUGCUGCCAUUUGCUGCUCAAGUGGCAGCUGGCUGUUGCCGAGCAUUUGGAGCUCGGACAGGUCUUCCACAUAUUACGGAGCCACGCUUGCAACCCUUCCUGGAUCAAAAGACAAGUACAUCACUUGCAUAAUGAAGUGUAACUUCAAGCCUAAGCCAAUUCCCUAAACGAAUGGUUUGCAAUAUCUCUUCUGCACCUUCUGUAUAUUUUGCUUGUUAAAGCUAAGCAAUGUUAUUAUGUACAUAUAUUCCUCCGUCCCAAGUCAUCCUGGCUAGGUUGUAAAUUGUUCAAGCCUAUGUAUUGAAUAUGUUGUAAUGUUGUAUAUUAAUGAUGAAUAAGGUUUGUUCA